Messenger RNA from Aspergillus homomorphus CBS 101889, 1976 nucleotides. RefSeq names its product Zn(II)2Cys6 transcription factor. Gene Ontology annotation, biological process: regulation of DNA-templated transcription. The coding region runs from base 42 to 1976 and encodes 644 amino acids. NCBI's taxonomy places the organism in Eukaryota, Fungi, Ascomycota, Eurotiomycetes, Eurotiales, Aspergillaceae. Gene Ontology annotation, molecular function: zinc ion binding; transcription cis-regulatory region binding; DNA-binding transcription factor activity, RNA polymerase II-specific. Gene Ontology annotation, cellular component: nucleus. The record is from RefSeq and is a predicted model, not a curated record. The transcript has 8 exons.
GUCGCUAUCUCGUCAAGUGUACACAGACAUUCCCAUCCAAUAUGGAAACACAAGCAGACUCACCCUCGCUCAAACGCGCCAAAAAAGCUUGCACUGAGUGUCGCCAACAGAAGGCAAAAUGCGACGCCUAUAUGAGCCCUGAUUUUCAAUGCUCUCGCUGCACGAGGAUGAAAAUCCGCUGCGUCAUCUCGGACCCAUUUCGCAGAGAACACAAACGCCAACGUCUCUCGAAACUGGAACAAGAAACCGACGAGUUGCGCCGCAAGCUGAGGUCCUCACACUCUGAGUCGCUGCCGCAGUCUCCUAUUGCAUUGUUGACAGCGGCGGCGGAAAUGGGGGUACACUCUGCUUCUACCGGAACCGACCUGCCUCUCACUACUCAACCGCACGCAUCUCCAAUCGCCCUUUAUCCACAGAUCCUGCCUCAAACAAGUCUGGCCUCGGCCGAUCCACGAACGGACGUGGUUUCACAACACGCUCCAAGCCCGACAGCCCCGCGCACUCUCAAGAACGUUCGACUGACGGGAUCUGAGAUUGAUGAGUUGUUCAAAAUAUUCUUCCGAGACUACGCCCACUUUCUGCCAAUCCUAGACCCUCAAACCACACCAAAUGCUUAUCAUGACCAGUCGAGUUUUCUCUUUUGGGCCAUAGUAGGCGUCGCGUCCAGAACAUACAAUGAAAACCCCACGCUGCUCAUGGCUCUCUCACCAAAUAUCAUCGAAAUGGCCUUGCUCUCAAUCACAUUCACGGCGUCUGCUUGGCACACCAUUCAAGGACUGUUGUUAGUCCUUACCUGGCCGUUUCCGAAAGAGACCAAAAAGACCGAUGCGAUGUUCCCCCUGAGUGGUAUGCUCCUGCACAUUGCGAUGCAGAAUGGUCUGCACAUCCCCUUGUCUAGUCAUGAGUUUGCCAGGAGGAAGAUGGCUGCACCGUUGGAAGCGGACAUGGACAGACGCUCCGAGCUCUGGGCCCGCUGUGUCAUCGUAUAUCAGCGCGCCUGUAUCACGAAGGGACAAUGCCCCCGUUCAAUGGUAGACUUGCAGCAAGAUUUGGGCCAACAACAAGUUUUGUUCGAAAAGAUCACGCCGUCCCUAGCACUGGAGAUGAGAUGCCUGGACCUGGUCGCUCGAUGUAGCGCAGCCGUAACAGAGUUUGGAGUUCGAACCAUGCCAGCGGAACAGGAGAGAUCACUUGAUAUCCUAUUGCGGACCUUCGAGAGCCAGGUAACCGAUUUAGAAGCCCAUGCGAGUUCAGUGAACGAUCUAUUCAUUACUACAAUGUGCCGUCUGUGCAUCCAAAUGUUCCAUCUAUUCAAGAAUGAGACGAUAUAUGCACCAGACUGUCUUGCGCAGAUUGUCACCACGUCCUGCAAAGCGAUUGACAACAUCCAGGACCUAGUACAAAGCGUGAAGAAUCUUGCUAGUGCUCCCAUGCAGGUAACCUAUGGGCUACUUCUACCGGCGGCCGCUCUUCUGCGGAUCCUGAAAUGCCCCACCCGUGCGGAGAUUGACUUUCCAAGAGGGAAAAAGGCAAUAUUCAGUGCAAUAAAUAUGGCCAGACGCAUGUCGGUGGACGUUCACGACAUUGCUUCCAAAAUCGCCAUAGUGAUGACUCAACUAUGGAAUAGCACCAAGGCCUUUCGCAGAACAGAUGGGACAGAAUCCAUCGGCCUUCGAAUUCGCAGCCGACUAGUUCUCAGCCCAAUUAUUGAUGCAAUCUGGUGGUGGCGCGAUGAGUUUGAGCCACAGUUCUAUUCUCACCCAGCUCAUGGAAUUGUGGCUGAAGGAGCCGACCCUCAGAGAGACCAGAUGAGCGGAGCGUCCAACGCCCCCUGUGGCGUUGUGGACCGACAGGAUCCCGUGCUGUUCGACGAAGAAUUCCUUGCAGAUUUUGAAUGGGCACUAAGUAACGACGGCCUGCUGCAACCUGCCGAACCGUUUGGGUCGACAUGGCCUGCUGCAGGGACAACAGCCUAG